Messenger RNA from Aspergillus puulaauensis, 1263 nucleotides. Its product is annotated as Hsp70 family protein. The record is from RefSeq and is a predicted model, not a curated record. The coding region runs from base 1 to 1263 and encodes 420 amino acids. The transcript is spliced from 2 exons. NCBI's taxonomy places the organism in Eukaryota, Fungi, Ascomycota, Eurotiomycetes, Eurotiales, Aspergillaceae.
AUGGAUGACAGUGAGAAUCCCUCUAUAAUAAUAGGAAUCGACUUCGGCAGCACCUCCUCCUCAGCAGCAUUCCUCCACCCAAACUCCCGCACUAAAGAAAUCCAGGCACUCCACUACUGGCCCUCCGCCCUAAAAUGGUCGUUCGAUCAAGUUCCGCGAGGGGCUGAAAUCCAGUCGAUCGUGUAUUAUGACCCCUACAUCGAAGUCGUCGGGUGGUCUGGGAAUCGAGAAGAGGUCGUCACUGCGCAGGGGAACUUGAAGCCUGGUAUACAGGCGACACCGAGUUUCAAAGCGCAAUUGUUUCCACCAACGGAUGAGUUUCGGAAUGGGCUGCUUCCACCCGGGAAGACGGUUGAGGAUGUCACGGUGGACUUUCUGUCUCAUUUUCGGAGAAGUGUCCUGGAGCAGCCGGAGCUCGCAUGGCGGGACAGCAGGGGGAGUUUCCAGUUCGUUAUGACUGUUCCAGCGUUCUGGAGUGAUGAGACUAGGGGAGAAUUCCGUGAAAUAGCCAAGAUGGCAGGUUUUGACCAGGCUGGUGAGAAGUUGGAGUUGGUAUCUAGCCUCGAGGCGGCCUUGUUCAACGCGCACUUUACACGGCCUUCUUGUUUCAAUCAAGGUGAUAAUAUCCUUGUUCUUGACUGCGGCGGGCAUCUUGUUGAAGGGUCUACCUACCAUGUUAAAUCGACGUCUCCUCUCAGGAUUGACCGCCGAACCUCUGUCUCCGUGGCAUCAUGUGGCUCUGCCGAAGUAACUCGACAGUUCACGGCCAUCGCAGGAAGCAAAAUAGAUAAAGCCAGAUUCCCGGCUCACGGGCGUACAAAGCCUCGAAUGCGCCUGCGGGCCAAAAGGGCGUUUGAGAAGGAGUUGGUGUUUGGGGACACGCUGGGAAGGCCGGGUUUCAAGUUUGAACUCCCUCCAGAGAUGUCAGAUGGAUUUUGGGUGGCGGACUUGGGUGUCGAAAUGGACUGUCCAGAGGCGGAUCUUGUAGAGGGAUAUAUGGUGUUUUCUGAGGAUGAGGUUUAUUCUUGUUUCGAUGCAGUUGUGGAGAGGACACUGGGCCUCGUACGGGAGCAGGUCCAGGCCAUGCAAGAACAGAACGUGCAAAUACAGAGCUGCCUGCUUGUUGGUGGGUUCAACAGAUGCCAUUACUACAACCGCAAAGUGAAGUCCGGUAUAUGGGAGUACGGAGUUACAACCAUUGAAGUGAACAACAAGACUGUCCCUUUCGCAAAGGGGGCUGUUUUAGCUGGCUUCAUGCCCUAG